AUGGACGCCUCUCCAAGUGAUGGAACCUGCGAGCGGUCUCAUUGGGGUCUCUUCGACCGAGUGGUCAACACCGUUCGCGGAGUAGACUCCUGUGGGCAGGUGAUGGCCUAUCGCAGCCUCAUGUACCACUGCGCGGGCAAGACCGUGGAGUUCCAUCAGCCACUGGAGGGUGCCGGCACCAGGCUGAUGCAUGGAGACUUUGCGCGGAAGAUCUCGCCCUCCGAAGAAGCCCUAGCCACCUACAUCUUGAAACGCCCUCGUGUUUGCCACGGCCGCGUGUUGGUGGUGGGUGCUGGUCUGGGCCUGGCUGGCCUCGUGUGCGCCAGCUGCACCAAGGCGCAGCAGGUUGUUCUCACAGACGGUGACCCCGAGGUCGUGAAGCUUCUGGAGAGCUCGCGGAGUCUGAACGAGGGAUCCUUCCAGUCGUUGGUCACCGUGCAGCAGCUGCUUUGGGAUCGCAUGGAGCAAUGGCCAGACCGUGCAUCGUUUGACUUGGUGUUGGGUGCUGAUGUGGUCUACUUGGAGGACCUUCAUGCCCCGCUUCUGGACAUGCUGGCGCGUGUGCUGCGCCCUGGGGGGCAUUUUCUGCUCUUUGCUUCGAAGAGACACGGCUCGCUGGAGAAGUUCGUGGCCAGUUCCAAGGCGAUCUUUGGAGUGGAGGUCUCCACAGACUAUGACGCGGAUGUGGAGCGAGCCAUCGGCCGCGGCUCCAAAUGUUUUCCUGUCUUCGUGAAGCUCACGGUGCCCGCAGAGGGCGAGAGCGAGGCGGUGCAGCGGCUGUGCCAGCGCUUUGCCGAGCUGCAGGAGCAAAAGCGACACAAGGCGCAGGAGGAGGCCGAACGCAAGGAGCAGCAGCAGCUGCGACGCCGCGCCCGCAGCGAGACCCUUCUGGCGCGCCGGGAACGGCGGUUAGAGGAGCCCAAGGUGCCGGUUGCAGAGGAGGAGCCGCCCCCUCGAGCACCUCGCGUGCCGCUGGUGCCCAGGGCAGAGCUGGAAGGUCGCUCUGACUGGGGCCUCUUCCCAAGAAGCGUCAAGGUGGCUGAUGAAGAUGUGAAGGAGCUGACCUAUGACUUCGACAAUUUUCAGGUGCGGCUCCGGCGGCGCCAUGGAGAUGCUCGCCCCAGCUGCGCAGAGGAAGCGCUUGCAGCAUGGGUGUUGUCUCGGCGGCUGCGGCGUCGCGUGCUGGAGCUGGGCGCUGGAGCUGGCUUGGCGGGCCUUGCAGCGGCCAAUUCUGCGAAGCACGUGGAACUCACGGACGCGGACCCCGCUGUGGUGCAAACUUUGCAAGAGGCGGUGCUUCUCAAUGACUCCUGCGCUGCUUCGCUGAAAGCAAGACGCCUCGCCUUCGGCGAGGUCCCUGCGCUGAAGAGAUUUGACUGGAUCAUCGCUGCGGAAAUUGUCGAAAUGAAGGAUGCCCACGCCCUUAUUCUGCGAACAGCCCGCAAGCUAUUGAAGCCAAGCGGAACGUUUGCUGUGAUGGCUGCCGGGCCAAUAAUGGAUUGCUUCCUUAGGGAAGCAGCUGCCACCUUUCCCUCCAUCGAGCUGAAGAGGGACUUCCCUGAUGCUGUCAGCAAAGCCCUGCAUGGCAUGACGUGCCGGCCAAAGAUGGCGCUGCUUCGGCGCCCUGCCGUGCGGCUUGCUCGCAGGCCGCCGAAACCGCCGAAGGACACGAAAGCGCCAAGUCCAAGUCCCGAGAGCAUCGCAAGCGAGGACCGUGAGGAAAGCGGUGAAGAAGAAGAGGCCGAGCAGGACAUGGAGGCUUGCAAACCUGCUCAAGCUGUCCAUCCAGGCUCUGACUUGCGAGCGCUUCCACGAAGCAGGGAGCGAUUCAGGCGUCCUGUUUCCAAAGCAGAGGCCAGGUCGCCGAGGACAGAGCCUACUGUUUCUGGCCGGGCAUCGGAGGAUGGGUGCGUGCAGGCGACAAGCUCACCACAGAGGCUUUCUGGGUACCCAACGGCACGCGGGGAUGCACAAGCAGGCGGGCUGCAGGUAUGCGGCGUACGCCCUCUUAUUCGGCGGGCCAAAUCAGUACCUUACCGGGGAGGAAAGCUGGGUGGGCUGAUGGCUUUGCCAAGUGAGCCUUGA
This is a messenger RNA of Effrenium voratum, 2085 nucleotides long. NCBI's taxonomy places the organism in Eukaryota, Dinophyceae, Suessiales, Symbiodiniaceae. The record is from the annotation of a GenBank genome assembly.